GAGCAGAGCCCACAAAUGCACAAGGCUCUAAACUUACUGAGUUCUUACUUAGCGAUUCAGACAAUUCAGAUCUAAACAUUUUUAUUUACCAAAUAUUUACCAGUCAGAUGUACAAAAUUUAUAAUUUCAUAUAUACCAUCAUGACUAAAACUAAGUUCUGUACACAAAAAUUUCUGAGUCAAGCAUGGGUGACCAACGGCCUAGCUACAAAAAUCUAAGUCCAAAAGUGCUUAGCCGUCUAACUCAUCACUCCCCCAGGCUCCCCAUGCGUCAAGUCUCACUACCUGAAAUGGUGGACAAGGAAAACUAUGAGAUAAAAUAUCUCAAUAAGUAAAUGUAUGGAUAACCUGUGGGUAAAAUUUGAGCAUUUCAGAUAAACAGUUUAAACAUAAACAGAAUGUUCAAUGAUAAACCAUUAUGCAGAAUAAAGUUCAAUAGUAGUCAAUUAAACUUAUAGCAUGCCUGUAAUAUCCCAAAUUUUCGAGAAUAAAUAAGUGAGUUAAGGACUAAAUUGUGAGAAAAUAUUGUUUUGGGCUUAAUAGCCAACAUUCUGAAAGCUGAGGGACUUAAAAGUGGAAGAGUUUUGGAUAAGGAUGACUUCUUUUCUUUUUCUUUUUCUUUCUUUCUUUUCUUCCCAGCCUUCCCGAUUCUGCUCUUCUUCUUCUUGUCUUCCCGCUGCAGCCACCCAAAGAAAAAAAAAGGGGAACCCAACCAUGCCUUGGAAAAUUGGUAAGGAAGCUUGGUAUUUUCCACUUCCUUUCUUGUUCUAGAACCCAUAAAGAACCUAGAAAUUUCCCUCCCUCUCUGCAGAAACCGGAUCUGCUCUGCUUUGCUCUGUCCGCCGACUGCUCUUGUUGUGGGGGCGAAUUGCUUGGGUUUUGGGUAAGAAACAGCCAUUAAAUCCCUUUGCUUUUCCUUGAAUUGGCUUGGGUUAACUUUAAUUGCUCUUGUUCCUCCAAUUUUGGGUAGAUCCGUGAGUUUCUCCCUUGCACUGCCGCCGGCUUCUUCCCCCUGCUAGGUCCGAUUCUUGUUAGAAAAUUUUGGUAUGUGACAACCAUUUAAGCUUGAAAUUGUCCCUUUAUUGGCUGCCCCUGUGUGUCCGAAUUUUGCUAGAAAAAUGGGGAUGAAAUUGAUAGUAAUUAGACCAUGAUUUAGCUUGAUUCAAGUGGAAUUUAUAUGAUUGAGUGUUAAUGGACUGCUAUGUGAUUUUUGGAAAAAAUCUCGUGAGAUUAGCUAGUGUUUUGGCCAAUUUGUGAAAGUGGAAUUACUGUUCAUGGCACUGUUCAUAAGUACUGUUCAUGGGUACUGUUCACACCCCGAGGGCCAAUAAUUAACGGGGAUUUAAGUGAUUAGUUUGUGAUAUAAAAACGAAUUUGGAGAUAUUUGAUCAUGUGGAGAUUUAUGGAAAUAGCAUUGUGAUUAGGAAUGAUCCUAAUGAAGUGUUCAGUGUGAAUUUGUGAUAGUUUGGUAUUAAUUUUUGAAUAUUUGAUUAGGCUCCCGAUCGUUCUGUCAGUUAGUGCGUGAAUUGAGUGCUCGGUUUUAUGCGAGUGAGAUAAAUAAAUUAUGGUAACGCCC
Rubroshorea leprosula is the source of this 1575-nucleotide messenger RNA. The record is from the annotation of a GenBank genome assembly. NCBI's taxonomy places the organism in Eukaryota, Viridiplantae, Streptophyta, Magnoliopsida, Malvales, Dipterocarpaceae.